This is a messenger RNA of Branchiostoma belcheri (Belcher's lancelet), 4235 nucleotides long. RefSeq lists its product as uncharacterized. The transcript has 3 exons. The record is from RefSeq and is a predicted model, not a curated record. Bases 1 to 3891 code for a protein of 1296 amino acids. Lineage: Eukaryota; Metazoa; Chordata; Leptocardii; Amphioxiformes; Branchiostomatidae.
AUGCCUCUGCUGUCAAACCGGCCGAAACCUAAACCGUUACCCAGGCCCAAGCCUAGACCUCCACCAGUCCAGCAGACAAUCCAACAAGAAGUCUACGAUGGACAAGAUGUACCCAAGGACCCGGUAAAGGAGAAAGAAAACCGCGCUCAAGCAGUUGCGAAAACGUUCGAGGCCCUUAAAAACCACCAUCGUGCGUACAGUGUGGAAGUUCUGUCCCAUCACGGUGGUGACAAAGACCCCAAACAUCCCCCGGACACCCUCACCAUCAAAACCGGUGAUGACGGAAAAGAGGAGCUCCAUGUUGGCCAACACGUCGUGCACAACUGGAACUGGGACGAGCCUACUGGGACACUGACGUUCAAGAAGGGAGAUCUCGGUGGGCACAUCGAAUUCCCGCACGAGGAGAGCGUUCAGGGCUUCGGGACGAUCAGAAGUGCCCUGACAUCAUUCUCCGUCAAGACGACGUUGAAACCCGUCACCUACGAGUGUGCGUUUUCCAGCGACGCCGGGGCAUACGUCAAACAGGAAGGAACUGCACUAAAGCUGGUCUGGGAUGCUUCAGGCGACACGUGGGGGAAGGCGACCUGGGAAGACAACGUUCUGAGCUUCUCGUACGGCAUCGAGGAGCAGUUCUUCAUCGGACAGAAGACGUACAAGGUCGUCGUCAACUUUGAAGAUCUGCAAACGAACGUGACCUACAGCCCUGCAGAAGGUGACUUCUCCUUCAUCCUAAACCCUUCGUUCCAGGCCGUGUUCCAGCACGAGAACAGCACGGUCCCCGUCCCUGACGAUCCCCGUACCGACGGCAAGCACGUCUUCCCGUAUCUACUGGAGUUCACCUUCAACGCGGUGGCAUCCAGCUUCGACGGGGCCGUUCUGACAAAGGCGCUGGAUGCAGCCACCGGUGAGGUGUACGGAGUCAAGGCAACGGUCCAGCAAACUGUGAGUGGGAUGUUCUUGAUGGCAGCUCCAAGCAAAGAGAGCUCUUUGGUCGAAGUGAGUCACGGAAGGCUGAUGGUCGGUAACGAGGCCGUGCCGAGUAGCAAGCAGGUGGGAGACAAAAUCACCUGGGAUUCCAUGCCUGCGCACUUGGCAGAAGCGAGCAAUCUUCCCGCAGCAGGCACCCUUCACUUCCCUGCCAACACGUCUGCGGUAAAACUCAGCGACACCGGUGUCACAGGCUCGGCACUCAGCGCAUUCCACCCCGCAUCGUUCGUGGCCAUGGCAACAAGCACGCCACUCAACGGCGAAGAUCUCUUGAACAUGUCUCAGUUCAGACAAGAUGGGAAUGGCAACUACUACGACUACAUACAACAGGAGUCGAUGCAGGACUUCUACACGAUUAUACAGUACUACAUGGACUCAGACCUCCGGGAGAAGUACAUGGGCCUGAGCAACCCUCCGAGUCUGGACCCUUCUGUCAAACAGAUAGCGGACACCAACGGUAGCCCCACGGCCGACCAGAAAGCAAAUGGCGACGACGGUGUCGCAAGUACCUGGUACAAGACUCUCAGCGUGGCCUACCUUACCCAGGCGCUUCCUUCCAUAUUUUCCAGCGAUGAAUACGCCGGGAAGCUGAACACAAUCCGCGCAAAGCAGUGGCUUAAGACAGAGACAUCAACGGCGAGUGUCUACACCACCCAAGCGUCUGACCUCUACAAGAACCGUUGGAUAACUAACAUACCGAUGACGGGGCAAUACCUGGUCGAUCAAAUUCAAAACAAAACCACAUACGCCGCCUACAUUGACCAGGACAAAAGCACCUGGGAGGAUGAGAUCAGAAGUACCGUCGAAGAUACAGAAAACCAAACAGCGAUGCUGACCAUCAUAGAAAAGCUGACUACGUUGGGGAAACAAGGAAAGUAUUGGGCAUAUUGGCUUUUCCGUGACCUAACCCAGACAUCUGCUCUGCAGAUGCUACAGAUGCUGUCCAUGGGAGGGGCUGCCUCCUUGGAUGGAUCUGCAUUUUCCAGACGAAUCCAGCAAAACUGUGCCAUGCUCGGCAUCCUUGACAGCAGUGCAGAGUUUCAGCAACAGUACGUCAAGGUCAUACAGAUCUUCCAGCUCACCAACGUCCUGCCACAGCUGUUAGACUUCAGCGGCGACAUGACACACUACACAUACGCCGUCAUGGAGAUUCUUAGCGCCUUCCAGGAGACGUACAUCGACAGUACCGACCCACAGAUGCGCGAUGCAGCCACUGAAAUCCAGGAAAACAUGAACCAGCACGCCGUUGAAGAUCUACUCUCGGUAUUGCAGGUGUCAGCAUCGCAGAUGGCGGCGGACUACAGUUUGCUGAAAGUAUUGAAAGAAGCGGACAGUAAGUUUAAGACAAUCACGCUACAGGCACUUGGGAAAUUGGUAACAGGUGCCGCACUUUCAGCAGGGAUCAUGAUGUUCUACUACGGAGUACUAGACUGGAGUGCACUGAGUACGUCAGACAAGGUACAGGUCGUCAGUAAUGGAGCGGUACUGUUCACAGAGGUAGCCGGUGGUAUGUUGAAACGAGGAGCGGCCAUAUAUGAACUAUGGGGCACCGAGUCCAUGGGCUUCAAAAACGUCGGGAAGAUUCUCGCGACAGGUGACUGCCAGGAGUCCAUCACCCGAGCUUCCAACGGUUUCUCCAAGUGGCUGCUACAGAGGAAAGGGAAGGUGGAAGUCGGUGUGGACGCAGCAGCUGCAGCUGAAGAGGCUAUCGUAGCAGGUGAAGAAGACAUGACGCUAAUGCAGAAUUUGUUCGGGCGGAACCUCGAGGAGUUUAUGGCCACCCGGUUCGGGGCAGCGGUUGCUACUCUCGGGCUGGUCUUCGGCGCCAUAGCUCUCAGCAAGUCGCAAUCGAAGCUGGAGGAGGUUGGAAAUGCCCUGGGCGUCACCGCAUCAGCACUCCAGCUUUGCGCAACGAUGGGAGCCUGGCUUCUCCCUGAAACGGUGCUAGGAGUUGAGGCCGCAACCAUCUGCUCGUGCCUGGGAGCACUUGCAAUUGUAGCAGCAAUCGCAGGAGUCAUAAUACUCGUCAUAGCAAUGAACAAACACCAUCCGACACCCAUUGAGGAUUUUGCGAAAAACCAGGCAGCCGCGGCUGGCCUGUACAUGGAACACGGGGCAGACAUCGACAGCUUCCAGAGUUACCAGCCAACCGGUCAGUUGGAGAAGGAGGGAGUCAGUCUCCGUAUGGGAGGAUCCUCAAGUCAGAAUCUACAGUUCAAACUGGACGGUACUCUAAGUCUUUCAGAGAAAACACAUGGCCCUGACACCGUCUUCUAUCUCGUAACCGACGCCUACGGUCGUGCAAAGUUCAUUGCCAACUUGCCCAGCGAAGAUAACACGCAGAUAGAAUCCAAGGUUCUGACAAUCGACAGUAACGGCGUGCUAUCAGGGUCAAGUUUGCUGACUGGAAGCUCAGCCGACCAGCAACUUUGGGUCGCCGAAUGCCAAGGGUCGGUGAGUCGUGACAGUGACGACCAUCUACAGUCCGCCUCCUUCAAGUUCUACAGCUACUACUGGUACAAGAACCACAGUAAGAAGUAUUACUUGGGAGGAUCAAACAACGUCCCCUCGACAUCGGAGACAAACCAAGAAGACUGGACAGUCACCAUGGCUUCGACCAAGCCAGUCGCGCUCACUAUGGACGACAUCACCCUGUUCACCUACCAGAUGGACCAGACCUACCUACCGACUCUCCUGAACCCAGGGAGUGACCCCAAGACGUGGUCCAUCAGCCCUGACCUACCAGCCUUUAUGGAGCUCGACACGUCGACCGGUGCGGUGUCGCAGAAGUCUGGAGAAGCGGCUACCGUCACAGCCAAGGAAACCUACACACUGAGCGUGGAGAACAGCCUCGGGUUUUCCUCCACUACAUUCACUUUCGAAGUGCAAGUCUUUAACUUCUAGACAUUUCGACUAAGACACACAAUGUUUUCUCUUUUCACAAAGGACACCAAAAAAAUCACUUAGUGUCAUUUUCAGAAUUAUAAUAUCAUAGGACCUAUACCAUUUCUAUUAAAAUACACAUCACAGGAUUUUCUACUUAAAAUUGGUCUAAGGGUACAUAAAAUUAGGGGCAUUAGUUCCAUGCGUUUUGGUGACGUAUAGUUUUCUGUAUUACUAGUAACAAGUUGAAUAUAUAGUGGGAAGUUAAGACUUGAAUAUAAGUCACUAGGUACUAAUAGAAUUCAUUUCAAACGCAAGGCAAAAAUGCAUGUAAUGUGUUGGUUGCAGUUUAUUUCUUGAGCCGA